This is a messenger RNA of Cynoglossus semilaevis (tongue sole), 8183 nucleotides long. It is a transcript of the gene znf292a, whose product is annotated as zinc finger protein 292a. Gene Ontology annotation, cellular component: nucleus. NCBI's taxonomy places the organism in Eukaryota, Metazoa, Chordata, Actinopteri, Pleuronectiformes, Cynoglossidae. Gene Ontology annotation, biological process: regulation of transcription by RNA polymerase II. Gene Ontology annotation, molecular function: DNA binding; DNA-binding transcription factor activity, RNA polymerase II-specific. The coding region runs from base 594 to 7748 and encodes 2384 amino acids. The transcript is spliced from 8 exons. The record is from RefSeq and is a predicted model, not a curated record.
GAUGAACGUUCUUUGUUAGAUAAUGGCUUUAAGGCAGAGUUUUCCAGCUGACUGACUUCUGCUCCUGAACAUCUGCUGCGCUGAAGCAUCAGUGAACACUGAACAGGCCUGAUGAAUGUAACCCAACACCGUGGCCACUGCAGAAGGGUCAGCUCUGUCGGUGGUAAAGUAUUGACGUAGUCUGUGAAGUUCUUAAGAAGCACAGGUAUAGAGAUAUAAACGGGGGGUGGGAGUUACCAAUGACUCCGCUCGUGUUUUGCAACAUAAAGUUGAGCUAAAAAAUGGCUAUGGAAAUUCUAAUCGUAUUCUGAGUUGUAAAAACUUUUGAUUCUAACCUUAAUUCUUAAAAUAAAUGGGACCCUAAUAAUACUACUACUAAUCGUAAUAAUAAUAAUACUGAAAAAACUCUGUUUUUGUUGUAAAUACUCGAAAACGCUGCUGACCGCUUGUACCGAAUAAAGUGGUCAGUAUGUGUAUCUUGUGCCCCUCUCGUUUCCUCUCUCCCUCCCUCUUCUUCCCAGCCCUGCGUGCGCGUGCGUGUCCGACCCUGGCAGCGUAACAUCUGUGCGUACGCGGUCGUGAUUGUUGUGAAGAUGGCGGAGGGGGAGACAGAGAGGGAAUAUGACACACGGAAAGCCAUCGAGGAGCUACGGGAGCGCUUCCAGGCUCUGACCGCAGCCUUGAAGGAGAGCUCGCAGUCCGCGCUGGAAGCCUCGCUGCAUUUCUGCCAGGAGUUUUGCCAGGUCCUCGUUGAACAUGCGGGCCGUUGGAAGACCGACGAAGACCCGCUGCCGUUGCUGGAGGUCUACACCGUGGCCAUCCUCAACUUUGCGAAGGCCGCCUCCUGUCUCUCCCCCGAAUGUGAAAACGUGCCACUCCUACUUGAAAAGUUAGCACUGAGCUGUGCAGAGCUGCUGCUCUUACUGCCCCACCACGUUCCUGGUGCCUUAUGGGAGGAGUUCCAGUCCUCCAUGAAGUUGGCACACGGCCUUUUGCAAGAAAGUGGGAGCACACAGCUUUGUCUGCUCGCAGCUCUGGCACAGCAGGACGGAGUCUGGUCCAACACCACAUUAAGCAGCAUAUUGUCCAAUCAAAUUCCUCAAACAGAGCAAGUUCAUGAGUAUCUUGAGUUGGAAGGACCGGCGCUGCUCAACAUGCGCAUUAAACAUCUGAUCAAGGUGGAGAGUGUGGACAAAGCUGCGGUCCUUGCAAAGAUGUGCUCAGAAUAUCCGGGAUAUGAAGGAAAAGGGAACUUCAAACAAACCUAUUUACUGUGCAUCUGCAUGACAAAAAACCAAGAGCAGCUAAUGGAAGAGAUUGCCUCGAUCGACUGUAAAGAUGCUCUUGAAAUGAUCUGUAACUUGGAGUCGGAGGCAGACGAGAAAGGAGCGCUCUGCUUAUGCUCUGCCUUUUUGAAGCGACAGCUCCUUCAAGGAGAUGUUUACUGUGCCUGGGAACUCACCCUUUUCUGGAGUAAGCUACUCAUGCGUUUAGAAUCGUCUGCUGAGACGUUUCUUGGGCACAGCAAAGAGAUGGCUCUUCUGUGCAGAAAUGUCUGUCACAUUCUGUUUCUCAUCAAAGUAAUUCAAAAUGAGGUUGGAGAAGUGGGGCUUCCGGUUUGUGUGGAAAUGUGCAUUCAAGCUCUUAAAAUGACCUCUGCUGACCACAAGGAAAGCAAAUCUACCAUCUGCAAGACCAUUUCCUGCCUCCUGCCAACUGACCUGGAGGUUAAACGUGCAUGCCAGCUGACAGAGUUCCUCGUGCAGCCUACCGUUGACUCCUAUUAUGCUGUGGAGUCGCUGUACAACGAACCUGACCAAAAACCCGAGGAGGACGGGAGUCUACGGGUACCGAACUCUUUACGCUGCGAGUUACUGUUGGCCUUGAAGACACAGUGGCCUUUCGAUCCAGAGUUCUGGGACUGGAAAACGUUAAAACGCAACUGCUUGGCCCUAAUGGGCGACGAGGCAGCUAUCGUGUCGUCUAUUGACACGCUCAAUGACACCGAUGAACAGGAGAUGGAGAGUGCACUCGGCAAGCUCCCAGAAUACGCUGAGCUGGAGGACUUUCUUUUGAGCACUACAAAUGAACUCAAUGAGAUCACAGAUGAAAAAGAAAAAAACAGAGAAGCUAAAAAACUACGGGAGCAGGGCUUUGUGUCUGCUCGUUUCAGAAACUGGCGAGCCUACAUGCAGUAUUGUGUUUUGUGCGACAAGGAGUUUCUGGGCCACAGAAUUGUCCGGCAUGCUCAGAAGCAUUUCAAAGAUGGAAUGUACCUUUGCCCAAUUUGUGCUGACAGUUUUGAAAGUAGGGAGGUUUUAGAGCCACAUGUAGCAUCACACGUGAAGCAGUCGUGCAAAGAGAGAUUGGCUGCAAUGAAAGCUGCAAGGAAGGUAACCAAACCCCCUCAGUCGCCUAGAAGCCCUGCGAAAAAUUCAAAGGUGACCGUCAAGGCUGACAUCAGUCCUGUUAAUGCUAAUGUCGGGGAACAAGUGGCCCCGCCUGUUAAAUUAGAGCAAAAUACAUCUGACCCACAGAUUAGCCCUGACUGUUUCUGUCCUGUUAAAAAUUGUUCCAAGGCCUUCAAGUUUUUCCGUAACCUCAUGGCUCACGUCAGAUCUCACAAGGACGACGAGGAGGCCACGAGGUUUUUAGAGAUACAAAAACAGAAAGUCGUGUGUCAGUACUGCAGACGACAGUUUGUAAACGUCAGACAUCUUAAUGACCAUUUGCAGAUGCACUGUGGCACUAAACCCUACAUCUGCAUACAGCUGGAUUGUAAGGCCAACUUCAACUCCAACUCUGAGCUCCUCAUGCACAGAAAAACACAUCCAGAAUUCAAAGCUCAGUGCAUGUUCCCCAACUGUGGCCAAGUGUUCAGUGAGGCCUACUUGUUGUACGAUCACGAGGCCCAGCAUUACCUCACCUACACCUGUCAAAUGGAAAACUGUGGUAAAAUAUUCUACUCGCAGUCCCAGUUCUUAUCUCAUCAAGCGGUUCACUGUGCGAAUAACACUGUAAACAACACGCCUGUCACGGAUCAAAUCCUUCCUGUCACUCCAUCUGUCGGAGCCACGGAGAGCACGCCUAACAAAGGAGAUGCACAUCCUCAUGUUGUUACAAUUGAAAUGAUCCGAACUGAGGCUUAUGCACCAAAUGCGGACUCAUCGCCAUGCAGGACGCCAGAGGACGCAAAUGACCCUGUCUCUGUGAGAGUGAAACACUCUGUUGAAAGCAUGCUCAAUCCAGCAGCAGAGGGUGAAGUCAAAGAAGCCGAGAAAUGCUACACUCCACUCACAAGUUCCUAUACGGCUCCUGCUGAUUUGAAAGAAGCCCCAGAGGCUCCGCAGGUGCAGCCACCUGUAGCUCGACCAAGCGAGGUUCCGUCUCAGUAUCCUGUCACAAUCGCAACAAACCCUGUGGUAAACCAGCAUGGGGAGGUGCAUAACAAUGUACAAAUCAACGAAUUUCCAAACAUGACACCGCAGUUGAUUUCUCCAGGUCAAAUCAAGACGGAAAUCUCCGCCUCACUCCAAGGUUAUCCACCCAGCAUGCCAGCUGCUACGGCCAGCAGUGACGAGAACCUGCACUGCUGCCCUUUUAAAGACUGCACAAGGGCUUACAGUACAAACAAGAGUCUUUCAAGGCACGUGAAGAAACAACACCCUGAAAUUUACGAAGAUUGGAAAUUGGCAAAAAAAUACAACAAAGUGGCCAGAAUCACUACAAAAAAGUCGCAGGUUGGACCCACCUCACUGACUCAACCGCAGCACCAAGGAAACAGGCCGUCAAAUCAGCCAGGUGUGCCAUGCAACAAACCGAAGGUGCAGCAGAUGGAAUACCCGGUGGGGUGUUCUGGCUCACCCUCCCAGUGUUAUCCUGCAUCAAUGGAGCCUGUGCCCAUUACUCCAAUGGUGAACCCCUCGGUCUACCCUUCAUGGGGUAACGCUCAUAAUCCCAGUGGAAUGAUGCAACCAGACAUGUCCCAGCCAUGGACUUCACCUCCUAUGAAUAACUGCUAUCCAGACACCUAUAAUAUGAACGACUACUCUGCCCGCAGCUAUCCUCAGUGGCAGGCAGAGCCUUAUCAGUCCACAGCAUCUAUUCCACCUGACAGAGAUCAGUCCCUAGUAUCUGGCAUUGCUCCUACUAUGUCACAGGCUCCUUCUGAUUCCAGUUUGAUGUCUCAGUACUUGUCCAGUUCUCUAAUGCUCGAUAAUGGAGGACAAAUGCAUAACGGAGCACAUCAAUAUGGACUCAUCAAUCCUGAUGGUGCUGGAGACAUGGCUAUGAGGAAACACAGUCCAAAUAUUUCAGAACAAGUGGACAACCAAAACGGUCUGUCGACAGUUGAUAGACUUCCCGAUGCAAGUUUCAGUGCGCCGUAUGCUGCGAAUGAAAACUCCUGUCUCACUCCACGCUUGUCUGUUGACGUUCAAAUUAAAUGUCCUAGUCCCGAGCCACCAGCUGAAGUAAAGGCUGCGGCUGAAAUCACUAAAACUGACAGUGCGUCAACUCCUAGUUAUGAGCAGACAGACAACUCUGGGGACGGUAUGCUAAACCCACAGACUGUCACUCAUACAGAAUUCCUCUGUGAGGAGGACAGUCCUGAUGCUGAGUGUGAGGCGCACACCCCAGAUGAAAAGAUCAGUGACGUGGAAGUGCAGAAAGGAAAACGCAACAGGUUGAGCAAGCGAACCAAAUGGCCUGCCAUCAUUAAGGAUGGAAAGGUCAUUUGCAGAAGAUGCUUUAGAGAGUUCACGAGCACCAAGUCCCUCGGAGGUCAUCUAUCCAAACGUUCGCAGUGCAGACCGUUAGAUGAAAUAGACCUGACGGCCGAUCUCCCCACUUCAUUUCUCGAUUUCCUCAAUGACCCACAUGUCCCUGAGGGAAACGGGACAGGGUUUAACAUGACAAAUGGAGAUUUCUCACAGGAGUCUUGUAGCUUCACAUCAUUGAUGUCACCCAUGGUGUUGAAGCAGGAGCCACAAAGUACAAACAUAACAGACUUUUCCAACUCCCUGACAGUUGAAGAAAACCAGGAAAAGACCAUGGGUGCCGCUAAUCCAAACCUUGCUGGACCUUAUCAAGAAGAUCAUCUCAUGGAAAUGUCACAUGCCUUCCAGAGGUUGGAUUUGAUUGAGGCCGCCCAGGAGAAAAUGCGGAAUUCGCUGUUACUGCAGCAAAAAGCUACAAAUUCAGACAAACUGAUGAAGACGACUGAUAAAGAAAAAAGUAAAACGGAGAGUAAAAACGAUGACAAGCCCAUUGAGAAGAUAACCAAGCCUUUUAAAUGUGACCAGGAGGACUGCGACUGUUCCUUCAUGACAAAGGAGGCGCUAUUCAAACACUUGACCAAAAUGCACGAUUACACCAUUGAAAUGAUUGAGGAAUUAAAAAGAACACCCUCAAAGCUGUCCCCGUAUCCUUGCCAGAUGUGUCCCAAAACGUUUACCAGGACCACCGGGUUGAAGAUUCACUACGAAAAAGUCCAUCGCUUGUCAAAGGAAGAUGUACUGAACCUAAAGAUCAGUGCUCGUCACAGACGCGCUUUUAGACUCAACAAAGAUGAAGGCGUUGUGAGCCAAGCGCCCAGUGAUAACAGCAAGGGUCGCAUCCCAUCACAGGCUGCUCCUGUACUGCCCGCUAUUAAACAAGAACCACUAGACAUUGCAAUUGCGCCGCAGACAGAAAAUGGAACAACAACAACAACAACAACAGCAACAGCAACGACGAAAAACAACACAGGUGUUCACCAAGUGAUUUCAUCUGAAGAAGUUGUAAAAGAGGGCUUCACACCUGAGGUGAUAACGGUUACCAGACUGCCAUCUCCUCAGAACUAUUUCAAUGACAAAAUAUAUGGUGAAGUGGCACCGGUGCCUCAACAAACUCCGGAGCAACCCACAGUGGGUGUUGUUAACCAGAGUCCAGAUGGGACUCAUAAAUUUAAUUUAAAAGAGAAACACAGUCCAGUUGGCAGAGCGAAGGAGCAGUGCGGAAAAUCAGAUGCAGCAUUGAGCAAAGUUAAACAGCCAAAAUCCAGCCCUUCCACUGCAUCUUCCCCAGAGAAACCAGGCAGCUCCAAAAGCACACCAACGAAGGACGAAUCCCAGAAGAAGGAGAAAAUUCAGAAGAGGCUGAGCCUCAAGAUGUGUGAUUCAGACAACGCAUUCAACCCUUACAGACCGUAUCGCUGUGUACAUGAAGGAUGCACUGCUGCGUUCACCAUUCAGCAAAAUUUGAUUCUUCAUUACAAGGCAAUGCACCAGGCGUCGCUGCCUGUCGCCAAACCGGAGACGGAGGUUGAAAAGCCUAGUGUUGAAACUACAGAGGAGAUCAUAGGAAAGGACAAUGAAGUCAGAUGUCAAGUCAAAAACUGUUCCAGGAUUUUCAUGGGAAUCACACGGUUAGUGCAGCAUUACCUUUUACUCCACAAGUUCACCCGAGACAAGGCCACCGCUAUGAUGGCCACCAUGAACAUAGAGACUUUCAACUGUGACCGACCGGAGUGCUCACUCCCCUUCAACUCUGUUGAUAAGUACAUUGAGCACAUCAAAAACUACCACAAAGAAAUUGCCAUUUCUGAAAGUGGCUCAGUUGAUCAGACUUUCAGAUGCGAGUAUGACGGUUGUGACCGCAUUUACACUACAAAGUCCAACCUCUUGCGCCACCUGUUAAAAAAGCAUGAUUACGUUUAUGAUCCCAAAGCGAGCGACGGGAGACGAAAUAAAGCAGCAGGGCUUUUCUCAGAAGCAAAUGGAAAAGAGAAUGUAGAAAACAAAUUCAAACUGAAAAAGAAAUUCUGUAAAAAGAAAGAAGGAAAAUCUAUUGAACAUUGGACUAGUUUUGGAAAACCAACACUAAAAACCCACGAGGAAGCAACAGCAAUGUGCACAAAGAAGUUCUCCUUGCAGUAUCCCUGUAUGAUCAUAGGCUGUGAUGCUGUUGAGCGGGCUGAAAGAAAUAUUUUUAAGCAUUAUGUCACUCAUGGCCUUACCGAGAAAUACAUUGAAGACCAGAGAAGUCAGUUCAUUUUCUGUAGAAAGUACUCUCGUGCCAGAUUCAAGGAUGCUAAUCAGACAGAAGGAGCAUCUAGCUCCUCAGAGGAAACGGAACAGGAGGAGGUAGACGUGCCGUCUGAGCAGAAAUCUGAGGAGUUUGUAGAAAAACUAAACAAUGAAGAAAGCAAGCUGUCCAACGAGGACAGCACAGAAUCCCAAGCUUCCGCAAUAACAGAGGUUGGAGUGAAAAGAGGCCGUCCCAGGAAACCCACACAACCUAAACCAGCGUGUCCUGAGAGGAUGCAGACCCUAAGAAACCGUUUGACUGUUAACAGUUCCAGAGAGAACUCAAAUCCUGGUACCCCUGCACCUCAAGAUCAACACGAUGACGUGGUUGUGUCGGGGUCUUUCAAUCCAUUAGGGCUUGAGGACUCUUUUCUUAAGUUUUUAGAAACAUCGGAGACGACCCAAUCUUCCAAACGAAAAUCUAACGACAGGUCUUGUGUUGAACUGCCGGCCAAAAGACAAACGCUAAAACAAAAAUCCCUAAGGAGUAAAACAAACAAUGACAUAAGAGACUAUGAAAACUUCAUACAUUUCAGAAACCCCCUCAAUCUCAAAUCUGUGAGUAAUGUCAAGAUAGUGAUGGAUAAAAGUUUUUCCGACGGUGCUGAUCUGUUACUAAAGCAGCUGCAAGACAUGAAGCCCAUAGUUAAAAUAAAAAGAUGGAUUUAUAGUGGAUCAUAGCCCCAAAUGUUAUGUGUUUGAUUCAAUGUCACUCAGGAUUUGAGAAGUAAUGCUGCAUAAUGGUUUCUUUUUAACACAUAAAUUUCCAACUUUUAACAAUAUUGGUCACAAGUAGUGAUGAAUUGGCCCAUUUUAUACUCGAUGAAAAAAAAAAAGAUAUGUCAAAUGGUUUUAAAUAUGUAUGUUAGUUAUUAUAACCAGGUAACCUUUAGGGCAUAGAUUUUAGAAACUUGUUUGUAUUUAUGCUUAGUACUGAAGUUUUUUUUCUUUUGCUAAAUGGAGACUUUUAAAGAAAAACUAUGUUUUUUAUAUAUCCCUAUGGGAUUCAAGUUCUGUUUGUAUUUAUUUCAUCCUUUUUCAACACUAGUAGACCUAUCUGUAAUAUUUACAUGUCUUCCACAAAGUGUUCAAUAAAAUGUUACUUUUCAAAGAAAA